AGGAAAAAAAGAAAAUGCAGUUAAAGAUAUGUUGGCAAGAAAACAUUGCAAAAUUCGAAAAAAUAAAACGACAUCUCCAUGAAAAACAGCGUGAUUUAUUGAAAUUAUACGCUACGUUGCGUUCAAGUCACAAGGAGUUGUUAGAAUUGGGCCAAACAAUGUGCUUGCCGCCGUCGGAGGAUUUAUCAAUCAUGAAUGUUGGCAAACUGGCGCCAGGACAGCUGCUGCAACUGUGCGCUGGGCCAGAAACCAACGAAACACAUAUAUCUCAUACUCCUUUUGAUAUACAUUUAUUACGUGAAAUACAAAAUAAAAUAGUUACUUCGUGCGAAGAAACAUUAAACAGUAGAAAUAAUAUUAUUGAUUGGUUUGAGGACAUCAUGGCUAAAAAAACGAUUACGAAAAAUGAUCUCGUUAAAAAAAUCAAAGAAUUUAAAAAUGAGAAUGAAGAAUUUAAAAGAUCUCUGGAUAAGAAUAAAGAGGAUUACUUACGGUUUUUAAACAAUUCGCAGGUUUUUUUUAAAAACGAUGAGAAUAGCGCACUAGCCAAUGAACUGUGUUACCAAAGUUUAUCAUUGAAAUUAUCAGAAGUAAAUACAUUAAACGAGGAACUACAAAAAAAACUUCAAGAGGCGGAGGAUAAAGCAACAUUUGCUGAAAACAAGUCAAAGGAAAUUGAAAAGCAAUUAAGGGACGCGAAACAUAAAAAGAGAGAGUUAAAAUCUAAAGAAGAGGAAAUGGCAUACCUCAACGUAGCCUUGGAGCAAGCUCGUUCUAAAAGCCGGACAUUGGAAAAAACGGUUUGCCAAUUGCGCCAAGCGAACCAAGCAAUGCAGUCAAACUAUGAUAGUGAACUGAAAAAACUGAACGAAUCUAUUGAUAUAAAUACGAAACUGUUUGAUGAAAUUACUGCUGAUCGAGGCAAACUAUUAGUCGAAAAACAAGAUCUGGAAAAUCAACUUCUAGAACUUCGUAACAAUUUAGAAGAAAAUUUACAUAGUACGAAACACGAGUCGAAUUUACGUAUUGCGAAGUUAGUGGAAACAGAGAAGAAAUACAAAGAAGUAUUAGAUGAGAAAAAUAUACUGGCUGACAAAAUAAUGGAAACAGAUAAGAAAUACAAAGAAGUAUUAGAUGAAAAAAAUAUACUGGCCGACAAAAUAGAAUCUAUGCGUGCUCAACUUCUCGAGUCAGAAUUACGGUUUAAGGACGCCUCGAAGAAAUUAAUAGAAAUGGAAUCAAAAUCAAAAGAGGUUGCCGAAUGCCGCAAGACAAUAGAUGUGUUGAAUUUUCACCUUGAAAAUACUAAAGAAGAACUGCUGGAAUAUAAAACUAAAGUAAUUAAAGAAACAGAAGCUAUGCAAGAAUUACGGCAAAGUUGGAACAACGCCGUCGACUUAGGGAAUCAGUUGAAAAAUGAUUUGAAUAAUAAGGAAAAGUAUAUUUUGGAGCUGGAAAGAGUACGAAACCUACUCGAACAACAACUACUCGAAAGUGAAUUGAAAAUAAAAACAUAUUCAGAAGAAUUGUCUAAUAUCAAAACUGUACUACGUGAAGUUUUCGGAGAAUUUGAAACCAUAGUAGAAUUGCAUGAAAUGAUAAAGCAGCAAACCCUUCAGCUGGUAGAAGUAAAUCUAAAAAAUAAUACUUUGACUGAAGACUUAAUCGAAAAGGAUAUUGAACUACAAAAACGUGUUGAAAUCAUAACAGAGCAGGAACAUUUGUUAGAAGACCGGGAAGCGACCCUGAAGAUGCUAACGGUCAAAAAUGAAGAACAAACGAAUAUUAUUAAAUUACUACGAAAUAAUUUGGAUGAAAGAACUCAAGCGGAUAUAGAGAUCAAUCGACAACUUGACGAGAAGAAUAAUGAAAUUGAAUCACUCAUGAAUUAUAUUGAAAAGAGAAAGGAACAAGUAUCACAAUUAGAGAAAAUAAUCCUAACUUUAGAAAAUCAAAUAGUCGAGUUAAGUGACCAAAGGAGAAUAGCACGCGAAACUGUAUUAUCACUUGAGAAGAAGCUUAGUGAAUAUGAAUCAUAUAACAUUACAAAUACAAAGAAGACGAACUUACCGAUCAAUGACUUAGAUAAUUUAAUAAAUAUUCUAGAGUACGAGCUCACAAACCCUUCAGAUGAUCAAUUUAAUUAUUCAGAACAAGAAGUAGAAACUCGUAGAAAUAGACGAAGAACGCAUAAUGAUUUUAAAACCCAUAUUCAGGAUAAUUGUGAUAUGUUCCAAUGGCUAAAAACUGUGCCAACCAAAGGGAUGAGUACUUUUUCAAAAAAUAGAAGAAAUAUAAAUAAAGAUAAUUACAAAGGUGAUGGUGUAUGUGGAAACAAAAUAUUUCCGAGUGUUGAUACUUCUGAUGAAUUUGCUGCAUUACCAAAAGUAGCUGCAAAUGCAACUAAGGAAAAUAAAAAUCUGCCCGUAGCACGUCAGCAUCACACUACAAAUGUCAAUUUUUGUUUGAUGCCCAAUCAUAUAAAAGACGAAAAAAAAUUAAAGAUGUUUAAACUCGCCGGUCAUAAAUUGCAAUAAAAUUGUGCAAGUA
Messenger RNA from Cydia fagiglandana, 2550 nucleotides. Its product is annotated as cingulin-like. Lineage: Eukaryota; Metazoa; Arthropoda; Insecta; Lepidoptera; Tortricidae. The record is from RefSeq and is a predicted model, not a curated record. The coding region runs from base 15 to 2537 and encodes 840 amino acids. The transcript has 13 exons.